Rana temporaria (common frog) is the source of this 1427-nucleotide messenger RNA. It is a transcript of the gene GPA33, whose product is annotated as glycoprotein A33. Lineage: Eukaryota; Metazoa; Chordata; Amphibia; Anura; Ranidae. Bases 125 to 1123 code for a protein of 332 amino acids. The record is from RefSeq and is a predicted model, not a curated record. The transcript has 7 exons. Gene Ontology annotation, cellular component: plasma membrane.
GCCAGAAAGAGAGAAGGGAGCAGGGAGGGGACAUUUCAGUUGAAGGUUUCUUCUUGGUUGGAGAUAGUCCUGUGUGAUUCAGAGAUCUCUGGCAGGGACUCAGCCUAAGGUUACAGACCCCACCAUGAAGACAAGGGGAGCCAUCGUCAUCUACCUGUGUGCAGUUUUGGUUGCAGUUUGUGCUCUCAAUGUGCAGACGCCGCAAAAAGUAGUUGAAGCCCCCAGGGGAAAAAGCGCCACGUUGCCAUGCACCUACCAGACCACAGCACCGGAUACCCUCGGAGGCAACGCCAUAUGGUACAAAGAGCCAGAUCAGAUUGAAGCCAUAUCCACAUUUUUUGGAGCUGGUGUCAAUCACAGCGAUCCAGCUUACGAAGGUCGGGUGGCAUUCACUGGAAAUGUCUACACAAACGAUGCCACUAUCGUCAUCGACAAACUUACCAUGGAAGACAAUGGCACCUACCGCUGUGAGAUAAAUAUUCCCAAAGAUCGCACCGGGACCCGCCAGGCCAAAAUGGAACUCGUAGUCUUAGUGACCCCAUCAAAACCAGAAUGCGCCAUUGUUGGGACUGCAGAAUAUGGGCAGGCCAUCCAGCUGACCUGUGCUUCCAAGGAGGGAUCUCCUCCACCCGCUUAUACCUGGGAGAGCUACACCCCGCAGAAUGUCCCCCGACCCUUACCAGCAACUGCAACCAUAGAAGGAGGUGUUUUGAGCCUUAAGAACAUCUCUAUGGAGACCUCGGGAUUCUUUAUUUGCACGUCAAAAAAUCGAAUCGGACAGGAUUCCUGCAACAUGACGCUAGCAGUAAUGCCACCGUCCAUGAACAUCGCCCUCUACGCUGGUGUGAUUGGAGGAAGUCUGGCUGGGAUCAUAGUCAUCGGUAUCAUCGCUUACUGCUGUUGCUGUCGUGAUAAAGAAGAUAAGGAAGAUUAUGAAAUGGCUGAAAGAGAAGAGGAAGAGGAGGAGGAGUCUGAUCACCCCCCACAGAAGGCUCAAGUAAAAACGCAGCAGCAGCAACAAUACCACGAGGAGGACGAUGAUGAAGAAGAUCUGGAGGACCAUGAACAGCACAGACCACCUAUGCCACCAGCUAAUAAACCCAGAUUGGUAGUUAAUGCCUGAAUAACACGUAAAAUGGGCACCUAGAGCCCCUGGUUUUUAAGUAUAUUAAACUUUAGGUGGAAGCAGAACAAGGCUAGAAGAAUGAAUGAAAAGUAUGAAUGAGUCAUAUAUUGCCUAUAGCAGUGGUCUCCAAACUGUGGCCCGAGGGCCGGAUGCGGCCCUUUGCUUGCCUUUAUCCGCCCCUUGGAGCACUAUCCCUCCCACUGAUACCAGACACUAUUCUGACACUGACAAUAGAGCACUAUUUCUCCCACUGACACAACUAAUAGAACACUAUUCCUCCCUAUGAUACCAGCAAUGGGGC